This is a messenger RNA of Propithecus coquereli (Coquerel's sifaka), 4140 nucleotides long. It is a transcript of the gene CILK1, whose product is annotated as intestinal cell (MAK-like) kinase. NCBI's taxonomy places the organism in Eukaryota, Metazoa, Chordata, Mammalia, Primates, Indriidae. Gene Ontology annotation, cellular component: nucleus; cilium; cytoplasm. Bases 467 to 2365 code for a protein of 632 amino acids. The record is from RefSeq and is a predicted model, not a curated record. Gene Ontology annotation, molecular function: ATP binding; protein serine/threonine kinase activity. The transcript is spliced from 15 exons. Gene Ontology annotation, biological process: intraciliary transport; cilium assembly; intracellular signal transduction.
AUGCGCCGUGCGGCCCGUGCGACUCGCCGCACCUCCCGGGCGUCCCCGUACGGAGCCCUAGGCCUGUCCUAGCAGGGGUCGUCCCCAUUUCCAGUCCCGAGCCAGCGGCUUCGCCCGGCUCGCCGAGGAGCUACGCUCACCGCAGGGGCAGGCCCCCGCCUGUGUUCGCGGCGCCAAGAAGAGUGGACCUUUCUACUUAAAACUAAACAGAGACCUGCUUUUGCUAAAAGCUGGACAAACUAGGCUGAAGGAAUACUACCCUGAAUUUUGCAAGCAGGGCUGGAUUUCUCUAAGGCAGAAGACUGAUCUUUGAAAAUAUGUAUUUGGGAGAUAGCCACGUUCUGUCGAAUACCUUGUGCUGGUGCUGCCAUCGAAAAAUCUGGUUACACUCCGGGGAGGCCUGCUACCGCUGCAGGGCUGAGCCACCUCGGCCGUGAGAUGAGUGUCCAUCCCGAGCGGGCACACCAUGAAUAGGUACACGACGAUCAAGCAGCUCGGCGAUGGGACCUACGGUUCCGUCCUGCUGGGAAGAAGCAUUGAGUCUGGGGAACUGAUCGCUAUUAAAAAAAUGAAAAGAAAGUUUUAUUCCUGGGAGGAAUGCAUGAACCUUCGGGAGGUUAAGUCUUUAAAGAAGCUCAACCAUGCCAACGUAGUCAAAUUAAAAGAAGUUAUCAGGGAAAAUGAUCAUCUUUAUUUUAUCUUCGAGUACAUGAAGGAAAAUCUUUACCAGCUCAUUAAAGAAAGAAAUAAGUUGUUUCCUGAGUCUGCUGUAAGGAAUAUCAUGUAUCAGAUAUUGCAAGGACUUGCAUUUAUCCACAAACACGGCUUCUUCCAUCGGGACUUAAAGCCUGAGAACCUCCUCUGUAUGGGACCAGAACUUGUGAAAAUCGCAGACUUUGGAUUGGCCCGAGAAAUCCGAUCAAGACCUCCAUACACAGACUAUGUAUCUACCAGAUGGUACAGGGCUCCAGAAGUGCUCCUGAGGUCGACCAACUACAGCUCCCCCAUCGACGUCUGGGCCGUGGGCUGCAUCAUGGCAGAAGUUUACACCCUCAGGCCGCUCUUCCCUGGGGCCAGUGAAAUUGACACGAUAUUCAAAAUUUGCCAAGUGUUGGGGACACCGAAAAAGACCGACUGGCCUGAAGGCUACCAACUGUCAAGUGCGAUGAACUUCCGCUGGCCCCAGUGCAUACCCAAUAACCUAAAGACCUUGAUUCCCAACGCUGGUAGUGAAGCCAUUCAGCUCCUGAGGGACAUGCUGCAGUGGGAUCCCAAGAAACGACCAACAGCUAGUCAGGCGCUUCGAUAUCCUUACUUCCAGGUUGGACACCCACUGGGCAGCAUCACACAGAGCCUUCAGGAUUCAGGAAAAACACACAAAGACACCCUGGAAAAGGCAGGCCCACCUCCUCACAUUAAGCCAGCCCCUCCUGCCCAGCCCCCGACCAAGCCACACAUGCGGAUUUCUGCACGACCGCAUCAAGCCAGCCAGCCCCCUCAGCAUCUCAUGUGCCCCUACAAAGCAGAGGCCUCCAGGGCAGAUCACCCGAGCCAGCUCCAGGAGGACAAGCCCAGCCCACUGCUUUUCCCAUCCGUCCACAACAAGAACCCUCAGCCGAAGAUCCUUGCUGGCCUAGAGCACAAAAAUGGUGAGAUCAAGCCAAAGAGCAGGAGAAGGUGGGGUCUAAUUUCCAGGUCAUCAAAGGAUUCUGAAGAUUGGGCUGACCUGGAGGACUUCGAUUUCAGUCCAUCCCUCACCAGGAUUGACCUGCAAAACAAGAAGAGACAGAGUGAUGACACUCUCUGCAGAUUUGAGAGCGUUUUGGACCUGAAGCCCUCUGAGCCCGUGGGUACAGGAAAUAGCGCCCCGACCCAGAUGUCACAUCAGCGGCGGGACACGCCAACCCUGAGAUCCGCAGCCAAGCAGCACUACUUGAAGCACUCCCGAUACUUGCCUGGAAUAAAUAUAAGAAAUGGAAUACUCUCGAAUUCAGGCAAGGACUUUACUCCACCUAAUCCGUGGUCUAGUUCUGGUUUGUCUGGAAAAUCUUCAGGGACAGUAUCAGUAAUCAGCAAAAUAAAUUCAGUUGGUUCCGGCUCUACAAGUUCUAGUGGGCUGACUGGAAAUUAUAUCCCUUCCUUUCUGAAAAAAGAAAUUGGGUCUGCUAUGCAGAGGGUACACCUGGCACCUAUUCCAAAUCCUUCCCCUGGUUAUUCUUCCCUGAAGGCCAUGAGACCUCAUCCUGGGCGACCUUUCUUCCACACACAGCCUAGAAGCACUCCUGGGUUGAUACCACGGCCUCCAGCCGCCCAGCCAGUGCACGGCCGGACAGACUGGGCUUCCAAGUACGUGUCUCGGCGGUGACUGACCAUCUUGGCGAUGAAGCCCUUCGCCGGGAGAAGCAGGACACUUUCUGGCAGCCCACUGGUGUUUUACACCUGCAAGAAAUGUGCAGAGGGUAUAAAAGCAAACCAACGCUUUAUAGUUAUUCUUCUGAACUAAGACAUUUCAAUAUUCUUUUUUAAAAUUUUUUUUUAAAUAUUGUUUUGAAUGCAAUACCCUUUUUUUGUAUAAAAUUAUUUUAUUCUAAAACUGGGUCCCAUUAUUUUCUUAAACAACAGCAUUUUGUAUAUAUGGAUUAUGUUUUAGCAUUUUAUACAGUCAACUUUGUAAGGGACUUUUUAAAGAUUAAUUGAUUUUUCCUUUGGGGUUCCAGAUAAUAUUUUAUACAGAUUUUGAAAAAUGUAAUAAUAUUAAUGCAGUAUUGCAACAAGGGUGCAAUUGAAGGCUGUGCGACAUAGAGAGUUAUUUACUCUGUAUGUGGAUAUUUGUAAAGUGGUUAAAUUUUAAAUGUGGCUCGUUAGGUCCUUACUUCAGGCUUUCUUGGACUGACAUUAGAAAAGUGAUCCUCUACUUUUCUUAGUAUCAUGUGAAAGGUUUGAUUUUUUUGAUACCACUGUUCUGUUCUAAAAGUACUAUUAUGUAACUUUGUUUUAUUUUUGCUCCCCAGAUGAAAGAACUAUAAGUAAAUAUAUUUUGAAACUUUUACAACACCCUUUAAUGUGGUUGCAGAUAUCAAAUGAAACCAAACUUAAUCAUACUAUGCCACCACAUUCUGUAUUCUCCCAUUUUUGUAAUCAAACUGUAUAAGUACCCAUAAAAGGUGAGACUUCCACAUCAAAAGGUUUUCAGCAGUUCUCAACAUAAAAGUUAACACAGUCAAUGAAAUUUCUAUCCCUGCCAAGACACAUGACCAGAAAACUAAGCAACAGAAGGUUUUCGAUUAUAAUAACUGAAAUGGAAUUUUAUAUUCAGUUCAGUUUCUCAGGCCUGGCUAGAACAGCCAGUGACUAACCUUCUGUCCUAGCCAAAUUCUCAGGACAAUUUGGGGAGCAGAAAAGAGUUAUGGCAGAGAUUCCACUUAGCUAGGAAGCCACGGUUGCCUGAUGUUAGUGUCCAUAGCAUGCCGCAUUUGAACUCCUGACCCUGGUGCAGUUUCUUUCAAGAGUGAGAACUCUAUUUGUUGGGCAGAGGCUGUUCCAUUGAGAGGAAUGUUUACAGCAAUUUUGAAAAUGACAAAGCUAGUUUGGAGACCGAAAAAGAAAAAAGGUCCACUCUCAUCCCUCCCUGUAUGACACUUGACACUUUUGCCUCUACUCAUGGUCACCGUAAAGGCAAGAGGGAAGGUCACCACCAGUGAACACAGUGGGAUCUCAGCAGUGUAUUGACUCAUUCUCCCAGGGCUCAAACUCCGUCCUCUUGGUUCCAGGUUCCAGGAGGCAGCAAGUUGAACUGUAUGAAAUGAUCAUUUUUGUAGGUUAAAGUGGUGGGUUCAAUGGAUAUAGGGACUUUCACAUGGUUCAAUUUAAUGAGUUGGUAAAUGAUUGCUUAUAUUAGUAAUAUGUUGUAGCCUGAAUAAAUUACUGCGGUUUCCAAAGGGUCCUAACCUAAAAUCAGGGAGUAAUGUAUGUUUUGGAGAUUCUGACUCAAAAAUAUACUUGGCCAAGCACUGCGAUCCCUAGGGGCAUGAAAUAAGCACAUGAUGGAUGUGGAUUUGAUGGGUGGUAUUUUCCUGUUACCAAGCUGGCGGCAAAGCUUCAGAAAAUAUAUAUGCAAGCACAACUUGAAGCUGAAUUCAA